Molecule: messenger RNA, 951 nt
Organism: Sparassis crispa
Lineage: Eukaryota; Fungi; Basidiomycota; Agaricomycetes; Polyporales; Sparassidaceae
Exons: 5
Coding region: 1-951 (316 amino acids)
Source: RefSeq, a predicted model, not a curated record
AUGCAGGCAGAUGAAUGCAUACUGUUCUUUGCCAUUCUGGCCCCUCCUACAUUCUCCCCUGCAUCUGCAAGCCAACCGCCUGAGCCCGCCAUACACCUUAUCAAGAUGAGCAAUCUGUUACCCAUGCCACUGACCGAUCAGAUAGCAGGAGUCUUGGAGCUCAUGUUCCGCCGAAAGCUCCAUCUGGCCACUCAUGCAGCCCAUUCUGCGCCAUCUAUAGAAGUGCCUCCGUCCAUGCCAUCUGCCCUCCUAUUGGAGUGCAAUGGCAUUGCAGAUGCUCUUGUGAAGGCCAUCCGUAAUUCUGUAAGGCUGCAGUGGGACAUUGAUAGAUAUUGCGACAGCCUUUCGAUUCAGCCCACGGGGCAGAAUGAAGUCCUCGAGGCAGAACUGGAACGGAAGUGGCCUCCUCCAUUUGGUGAGAGCGAAAUACGCAUAGACCAGCCCGCCACCCUCGUGGACAUGCACGGACGCAUCUUGGCUUGGAUACUUCCAAGAGUGUUGAUACCAGACCGCCAGAUGAAGAUGGUCCAAGCGACCAGGGCCCUACACCCAGCAAUAGCAGCCAGUAAGCCUUCCAGCACCACCGCCAGUUGGCGACACAACCCGUUGUACUUCUUGCCUCCUGAGGAGUGUGCCCAAUUCCCAGCGGGCUCCUUGUGUCUCUCGCCAGGUUGGUUCCAACAAGUAAGAGAGCAUAUGGAGUCUGGGAGGCUGGAGACCUCCGCCAGCCUGAAGCUUGAGGGCGGAAGAAGUUGGCUGCAUGAUAUUCAUGACUCCUCCGCAUUGCUGGGCGCCAUCCUGGCCGUCGUUCACCCAACACUAUAUGCCGCAGGACGCCAGUGCUUGGGUUUGAUCCAGCAAGACCCAGAAUUGCGAGAGAUGGCACUGAACUGGUCGUCACCAUUCAAUGCGCUCCAGGUGAUCGCCAACCGGGAAACUCCUUUCCACUGA